AUGUCCAUCAACCAGAUCAUCAACGGCGAUGAGAACUUCGCUGGUUUGAUGCCGCUGGUGCGGCAGUACGUGGCCUCCAUCAAUGUCGACCUUGAGACGAGAGUGGUCAUUGACAAGUACCUCGAUCUGGUGAGCAAGCGGGCUUCGGGUGAGCUGAUGACGAUGGCCAGCUACACGCGCAAGUUCGUGACCGAACACAAGGCCUACCAGAAGGACUCUGUCGUCAACGACGAAAUCAAUUGGGACCUGAUGCAGCACCUCCUGGCCGUGGGAGAGGGAAGGGAGAAGGCGCCGGAGCUGCUGGGCGACCUCUACACGCCGCUCGCCGACGCCGACCUCGGGGAGCUCCUCGACAGCCUGCCCCCGCCCAAGUGCUGCCCGCACGACCCGCAGGCGGCCACCGUUCACGGCGAGGUCCUCUCUCCGACCGUCAUCGCCACCGUCGCGCAGUGA
Acanthamoeba castellanii str. Neff is the source of this 453-nucleotide messenger RNA. RefSeq names its product Glutamate-cysteine ligase. Bases 1 to 453 code for a protein of 150 amino acids. Gene Ontology annotation, biological process: glutathione biosynthetic process. The record is from RefSeq and is a predicted model, not a curated record. Gene Ontology annotation, cellular component: glutamate-cysteine ligase complex. The transcript is spliced from 4 exons. Gene Ontology annotation, molecular function: glutamate-cysteine ligase activity. Lineage: Eukaryota; Discosea; Longamoebia; Acanthamoebidae.